UCAGUUCAUCAGCUCUUCGUUCAACCCAUGGCAGACACUGCAUUUCCUCCAGCUCAGCUCCAGCAGGUGAUGGUCCCAUAAUCUCGGCUGAACACAUCCAUUGACUUUUGUUGGGAAACUUCCUCAACCCUGGGAAGGAGGUAGAAGAUGGUUGCCUGUGCUCACUUACUGUGAAGAUUUGGAAUCAGGCAACUUCAGCUUUGAUUCUCCAAGUGUUUCAGGAUGUAAAUAUAGUCUGACCUUUCCCUGAUGGGCAGUUAAAUCAUGGACACGCUAAACAAUUUACUUUGGACUGUCCUUCCAAAAGAUGCUUUGGCUUCUCUCUUGAAUGCGCACUAAGCAUUUAUAACUGACAAGGAAAAGAAAGAAGACUGUGAACUGGAAAGCGAUCUUACAAUGAAAGUUACGAGCACAUCUUGUAUCUGUCCAGUCCUAGUGUGUCUCUGUUUUGUGCAGAGGUGUUAUGGAACUGCUCACCACAGCUCCAUCAAGGUGACCAGAAACCAGACCAAACACAUUGAAGGUGAAACCGAAGUCCACCAUCGUCCCAAAAGGGGAUGGGUUUGGAAUCAGUUCUUUGUUUUAGAAGAACAUAUGGGACCAGAUCCACAAUAUGUUGGAAAACUACACUCCAAUUCUGACAAAGGCGAUGGCUCUGUCAAGUACAUCCUUACUGGAGAAGGUGCCGGGACUAUAUUUAUCAUUGACGACACCACUGGUGACAUCCACUCAACAAAAAGCCUAGACAGAGAACAGAAGACCCACUAUGUGCUUCAUGCCCAGGCUAUCGACAGACGAACAAACAAGCCUCUUGAACCUGAAUCUGAGUUCAUAAUCAAAGUACAGGACAUCAAUGACAAUGCGCCAAAGUUCACAGAUGGACCAUACAUCGUCACUGUGCCUGAAAUGUCAGAUAUGGGUACCUCUGUCCUACAGGUGACAGCUACUGAUGCAGAUGACCCUACCUAUGGGAAUAGUGCCCGCGUAGUUUACAGUAUCCUGCAGGGACAGCCCUACUUCUCCGUAGACCCUAAAACAGGAGUUAUUAGAACUGCCUUACAUAAUAUGGACAGAGAAGCCAGAGAACACUAUUCUGUGGUCAUUCAAGCCAAGGACAUGGCCGGGCAAGUCGGGGGGCUUUCAGGAUCGACAACGGUCAACAUCACCCUGACGGAUGUCAAUGACAACCCCCCACGGUUUCCUCAGAAGCACUAUCAGCUUUAUGUUCCUGAGUCAGCUCAAGUUGGGUCAGCUGUUGGGAAAAUCAAAGCAAAUGAUGCAGACACUGGUUCAAAUGCUGACAUGACCUACUCCAUCAUUAAUGGUGAUGGUAUUGGGAUAUUCUCCAUCUCCACUGACAAAGAGACCAGAGAAGGGAUCCUUUCUUUAAAGAAGCCACUGAACUAUGAGAAAAAGAAGUCAUAUACUCUCACCAUAGAGGGAGCAAAUACACACCUUGAUUUUCGCUUUUCUCACUUGGGUCCUUUCAAAGAUGCUACCAUGCUGAAGAUCAUUGUUGGGGAUGUAGAUGAACCACCACUGUUUUCCAUGCCUUCUUACGUCAUGGAAGUCUAUGAAAAUGCCAAGAUUGGGACUGUUGUUGGCACAGUUUUGGCACAAGAUCCCGACACUGCUAAUAGCUUAGUAAGAUACUUCAUUGACCACAGUGCUGAAGAUGACAGAUUUUUCAACAUUGAUGCCAGUACUGGGACCAUUAGAACCACAAAGGUUCUUGAUAGAGAAGAGACUCCAUGGUACAACAUCACAGUCGCUGCUUCAGAAAAUGACAAUCCUGGUUUGCUGAGCCAUGUCACAGUGGGUAUUAGAGUUCUGGAUGUCAAUGACAAUCCACCCGAACUUGCCAGGGAAUAUGAUAUUGUUGUUUGUGAAAACUCUAAGCCCGGCCAGGUUAUUCAUACCAUCAGUGCCACUGAUAAAGAUGAUUUUGCAAAUGGACCAAGGUUUAACUUCUUUCUUGAUGAACGCCUGUCUAUAAACCCAAACUUCACUUUGAAGGACAAUGAAGAUAACACAGCCAGCAUUCUGACAAGGCGGAGGAGAUUUAGUCGAACUAUUCAGGAUGUGUAUUAUCUCCCCAUUAUGAUCUCUGAUGGUGGAAUCCCCUCUCUCAGCAGCAGCAGUACCCUCACCGUCAGGGUUUGUGCAUGCGAGAGAGAUGGGCGCGUGCGGACCUGCCAUGCGGAAGCGUUCCUGUCCUCGGCUGGCUUGAGUACAGGAGCCUUAAUCGCUAUUCUGCUGUGUGUUGUCAUUCUCCUAGCAAUCGUGGUACUUUUUAUCACCCUGAGACGCAGCAAAAAAGAGCCUCUGAUCAUCUCAGAGGAGGACGUGAGAGAGAAUGUGGUCACCUAUGAUGACGAGGGGGGUGGGGAGGAAGACACCGAGGCCUUUGACAUCACAGCCUUGAGGAAUCCGUCUGCUGCCGAGGAGCUCAAGUAUCGGAGAGAUAUCAGACCCGAAGUGAAACUCACCCCCAGACACCAGACAUUGUCCACCCUGGAAAGUAUAGAUGUCCAGGAGUUUCUUAAGCAAAAACUGGCGGAAGCCGAUCUAGACCCCAGCGUCCCACCUUAUGACUCUCUUCAGACUUAUGCCUACGAAGGUCAGAGAUCGGAGGCUGGGUCCAUCAGCUCCCUGGAUUCAGCAACGACACAGUCAGACCAGGAUUAUCACUACCUUGGAGACUGGGGACCCGAAUUUAAAAAGUUAGCCGAACUCUAUGGAGAAAUAGAAUCUGAAAGAACAACUUAGGGGCUUAAUUCUUGUAAACGUUCUAUAAACGUUCUAGAAUUCGCUUCCUGAGCAAGUGGAGAUAUAACCUCAGCAAUGGCAAGGAAGACACGUGGAAACAGUACUUGGAACUGAGCAAGCUGUCCGCAGCUACUGUAGAAACAAGUGCCCUUUUCAUGAUCGAAAAUGGGUCAUUUAAUCAGAAGAAAGUCAAAUUGAAAACAAAACAAAACAAAACAAAAAAAAAAAUAGAGUAAAAGCUAUUGUUCCUUGUGUAUAUUUUCAAUUGCUCAAUAAAGUCUGUGGUACUCUUUAAUUAAGAAUCCCUGAAUGAAGCCAAACAAUGACAUUUGUUUCAAUAUCUUGUGAUUUCUUUUCAAAGGCAAAACUAAACCGAAAGGUUCAAAAUCACACAGGAGUAGGGGUGGUAAACUGCAAAAUGAAGCUUGUGCGGGUAAUUGGGACCUCAUUUUCCACUUCUCUGUGUGGACUCUUGAGCCUCACAGUCUGUUACUGUGCAAGAUCUUAUUAGCAUUGUGUUAUGUACAAAUGCCAUGAGGUUUAUUCAGCACACGUGGCCAUGCCUUCGUGGACUUGUAUGCGCCAUUUUCCUUUGCCCUCCCCACUUCUUUUCUCCAUAGGAAAUUGAUGGAACAUGGGGACUUGCUGCUUGCUCUCUAAUGUAUGCAACUUCUGUGCACUUACCGUGCACUGCUCUGAACCACAGAGACCACUGUCUCUGUCCUGCCUGCCCUCCUUCAUUUUCACAAAAGAACCCCCACCCUUGUUUUUUUUUUUUUUUUUUUU
Molecule: messenger RNA, 3555 nt
Organism: Hyaena hyaena (striped hyena)
Lineage: Eukaryota; Metazoa; Chordata; Mammalia; Carnivora; Hyaenidae
Gene: CDH18
Product: cadherin 18
Exons: 12
Coding region: 397-2769 (790 amino acids)
Biological process (GO): homophilic cell-cell adhesion; cell morphogenesis; multicellular organism development
Cellular component (GO): plasma membrane; catenin complex; adherens junction
Molecular function (GO): cadherin binding; calcium ion binding
Source: RefSeq, a predicted model, not a curated record